AAAAAAGAAGGCAUUGCAAUUGCCAUGGAGAAGAAGCUUAAGCCUUGGCCAACAUUUCAUGUUCUUGCAUUGUUGUUGUUGUUGUUUCUCUCGUUGCAUUGUGGCAGCACACAAGGACAACAAGCUUAUCUGAACAAUGAUCAGUUGGAAUGCGGUGACAAAAGCAAAGACAAUAAUAUCACCAGAGGCUUUUUGUGCAAUGGCGUGAAACAAUCAUGCCAAUCCUAUCUCACCUUCCGGGCAGAGCCUCCCUACAAUUCGGCAGUCACCAUAGCUUAUCUCCUGGGAGCUCAACCUGAUCUCAUCUCCUCCCUUAGAAUCAACAAUCUCUCAUCUGAUGUAUCAGCAAUCCCUGCAAAUUCCCUGGUCUUUUUUCCACUUAAUUGCUCCUGUGCUGGCAGCUACUACCAACACAACGUUACCUACACCAUCAAGGAGGACACUGAGACAUAUUUCACCAUGGCCAAUGAUACAUACCAGGGUCUCACCACUUGCCAGGCUAUGAAGGCUCAAAACUCAAUAGGUAUCAUGGACCUGAAAGUGGGUGAUAAACUCCAAGUUCCCCUUAGAUGUGCUUGUCCAACACUUGACCAAACCUAUGCUGGGGCCAAAUACUUGCUCACCUACAUAGCCGGUUGGGAGGACUCCAUUUCUUCAAUUGCUGAAACUUUUGGUGUCGAUGACCAAAGCGUAUUGGACGCCAACAAGCUCAUCGAGGACAUGAUAUAUCCAUUUACUCCUGUUUUGGUUCCACUUGCCAGAGAGCCUACCAUGAUUGUACCACCGCAGGCUUCCCCGUCUCCACCACCGCCUUCUCAAAUAACUAUUACUCCUACUCGAAAAUCUAAAUCUUCCCACAAGUGGGUGUUUGUAGGAAUCGGCAUUGCAGCUGGUUUGCUUUUCCUUUUUAGCCUCUCCGGGCUUCUUUUUUGCUUCUACAAACACCCUUCUCUUAAGGCUGAGCCUGAGGCAUCAGCACCACCCGAACCAAAACCACUCUCAGACUCAAUAGACUAUUCUGACAAGUCCUGGUUUGUAUCUAUCCACGGCGGUACAUAUGAGGUUGAAUCCUUAACCCCCUAUACGUUCAAAGACUUGGAAGCUGCAACUGGGAAUUUCAGCGAGUCUAACAUAAUCAAAGGCUCCAUUUACCGGGGCCAAUUCCAAGGUGAUGAUGCUGCAGUUAAGGUGAUAAAAGGGGAUGUCUCGGUAGAGAUGAAUUUAUUGAAGAAGAUCAAUCACAACAACAUCGUCAGGCUUUCAGGUUUCUGUGUUCAUGAAGGAAACACUUACCUUGUCUAUGAGCAUGUAGAGAAAGGUUCUCUAGAUGAUUGGCUUCAAACUAGCAAGUACCAAACUUCAUUUUCUCUUUCAUGGAAGCAAAGAGUUCAAAUUGCGUACAAUGUUGCAGAUGCACUCAAUUACCUCCAUAACUAUAUAAAUCCUCCAUGCAUUCACAGGAACUUGAAGACCAGCAGCAUUCUCCUGGAUGGCAACUUUAGAGCCAAGGUUGCCAACUUCGGGUUGGCAAGAAGUGUGGAAAAUGAGGGUGAUUUGCAGUUGACUACACACGUGGUUGGGACUCAGGGUUAUAUGGCUCCGGAGCACUUUGAAAAUGGGGUGAUCACGCCUAAGCUUGAUGUUUUUGCAUUCGGGGUUGUCCUGUUGGAACUUUUAUCAGGAAGGAAAGCUGCUGAAAAGAAUGCUGGAGGAGAGGAAUUGCUAUCAGCAUCAAUAAAAGGGGUGUUAGAAGGGGUUAACGUGGCAGAGAAGCUUCAAAACUUCAUUGACCCCACUCUCAGGCAUGAAUAUCCCCUGGAUUUGGCUUUUUCCAUGGCCCAACUGGCUAGAAAUUGUGUUGCUUAUGAUCUCAAUGCUCGCCCCUCCAUGGCUGAGGUUUUAAUCACUGUCACCAAGAUUUGUUCUUCUUCAUUGCACUGGUGUCCAUCGGACGAGUUUCAGUCCCUAAGCAGUGCCAAGCUGGCCACCUACUAGGAUUCUAAGAAACUACUACAAUUGAUGGAAGAUCCGACUAUAGGAUUUUAAUUUACUGGAAAGAUUGUAAGAUACUACUUGUUUUCGUGAGGCUAUUGUCGACUACAUAUAAUAAAAGGAAGUCCAGUGACAGAGACUUUUUCGUUUA
This is a messenger RNA of Theobroma cacao (cacao), 2143 nucleotides long. The record is from RefSeq and is a predicted model, not a curated record. Lineage: Eukaryota; Viridiplantae; Streptophyta; Magnoliopsida; Malvales; Malvaceae.